GCUAAAUAUUUAGAUUUAUUUAAUUAUUAAUACAGAUGGUAUAUAUACUUACCUUUGAAAGCAUCCAUUAACAAAGCACCAAACUACCUAAAAAAAAAGAAAGAGGAAUAGCCAAAACUAAAAGGCUAUUACUCUUUGCUUUCUGCUCUCUCUCUCUCCUCUCUCUCUCUUCCAAUAUCCUUUCUUUCAUCGCACAAUAUUAUAUACACUGCACUUGUCUCCUUUUUCUCUGUGUAAUCAAUCUCAUCUUAUAUUAUAUACUACUGCAUGCAUUUUGAUUUGUUGAAGGUGGCUGUUUUUUUUUUUGUUUUUUCUUCAACACACACAUCUUAUUAUUAUUUUAAUUGAUAAUUAUUAUUCGUCACUCCAUUAAUUAAUAAUUGUCAAAAUUGCUGUCUUUUUCAUGACAAUUGAUCGAUCGGACAUCCUGCGAGUCUUCGGGGAAAAAACCCCAGUAUCCUGACUUCUUCUGACAACAUACAAAAACUCAUUCAAGAUUUCCUUUUUUUAUUUGCCCCUUUAAUUUUGUGGAAAAGGGAUCCGUUGAAGCUUUAUCAUCAUCAUCAACUGGAUUUGCAAUUUCUGGAAUUAAUUCAUUCGAUUGCAUUAACUUAUGCGUGCGUUUCGUUUCUUUCUCCGCAAAAUUCGAUCAAUUUUACCUCCGAAUUAGCUGGAGUUAUUUUUUUUUUUUGAGGAAUUGAGGGUUUCAAUUUGACGGUAAUCGGCAAGUUGGGUUUAAGAAUUUAUUGAUGUUGAUUUGGUGAUCGGCUGCUAGUGAAGAGUCUCUAUGUUGUUUGGUAUAACUAUGGUCCCCUCCAUUUAGUUCGCCUGCUAAAUCUGUGGGGCCUUUGAUUUUAACUCUGAUUCCUUUUUCAAGAUCAAAAGGGAAGGAGAAGAGCUUUCCUUUCGAUCCGAUUCAUUGAAUUCGAGAGAGGAGAGAAGGACCAUUCUUUUGGUAAAAAUGUCGCAAACGAAGGCCCGAAAACCGAGUUCCUUUCAGUCAAUUAAAUCGUUGCCUACGGAUUUUAGGUUUAUGGGUGGUGAUCAAGAUGGUGAUGAAAUGAUGUUGUCUGAUACCAUACCGGAAAAUGUUGAAGCUGAAGAAUCGGAUAAUGAUGAAUCACCGUAUUCUAGUUUGGAUAUUUCAGCCAAAGAUGAGAUUUCCUCUAAUGGCGAUAACAAUGGUCAUAAUGAUUUUAAGGAUACUACUAAUACUAAUCCAGUUCGAUCACCUAAAAAAUCUCAUGUUGACUCCAAGUGGGGUGACACCACACCAUACGCGUCCAAGAAGAUAGUUCAGUCAUGGGUUCAACUUCCCGAUGGCAAUUGGGAGCUGGGAACGACUAUUCGGACUUUUGAUAAUGAGUCAUUACUUGUAUUGGACGAGGGAAAAGUUUUGAAAGUGAAAACAGAAACUCUGGUGCCUGCAAAUCCUGAUAUACUUGUUGGUGUAGAUGAUCUUAUGCAACUAAGUUACCUAAACGAACCUUCAGUAUUGUACAAUCUCCAGUAUAGAUAUAAUCAAGAUAUGAUUUACACCAAAGCAGGGCCAGUUCUGGUUGCCAUUAAUCCGUUCAAGAAAGUCCCGUUAUAUGGAAAUGAUUAUAUUGAAGCUUAUAAGCGAAAAUCUGUACAGAAUCCACAUGUAUAUGCCAUUACUGAUACAGCCAUGCGUGAAAUGAUUCGAGAUGAAGUAAAUCAAUCUAUCAUUAUAAGUGGGGAAAGUGGAGCUGGAAAAACCGAGACAGCAAAGAUAGCCAUGCAAUAUUUGGCUGCACUGGGAGGAGGUAGUGGGAUAGAGUACGAGAUACUGAAAACUAAUCCAAUUUUGGAAGCCUUUGGUAAUGCCAAAACAUUAAGAAACGACAACUCGAGUCGAUUUGGAAAGCUGAUUGAGAUUCACUUUAGUGAAACUGGAAAAAUAUCGGGUGCAAAGAUUCAAACUUUUUUACUGGAGAAGUCUAGAGUUGUUCAGUGUUCAGAGGGAGAAAGAUCUUAUCAUGUCUUUUAUCAACUUUGUGCUGGGGCUCCACCCACCCUUAGAGAAAAACUACACUUGAAGAGUGCAGCUGAGUUCAAGUACUUGAGUCAAAGUAAUUGUUAUACAAUAUCCGGGGUUGAUGAUGCCGAACAGUUUCGUGUAGUAACGGAAGCACUUGAUAUUGUUCAUGUGAAGAAAGAAGAUCAAGAGAGAGUAUUUGCAAUGUUAGCUGCUGUCCUAUGGCUUGGAAACGUCUCCUUUACUGUUGUUGAUGGUGAAAAUCACGUUGAACCAGUCUUGGACGAAGGUCUAACUAACGUUGCUACGUUGCUUGGGUGCAAUGUUGAGGAAUUAAAGCUAGCGUUGUCAACUCGAAAAAUGAGAGUGGGAAAAAGAAACGAUACAAUUGUUCAAAAGCUGACACUAGCUCAGGCUGUUGAUACUAGAGAUGCGUUGGCAAAGUCAAUUUAUUCAUGUUUGUUUGAUUGGUUAGUGGAACAAAUAAAUAAAUCAUUGGCAGUAGGCAAAAGGCGAACUGGGAGGUCCAUCAGUAUUCUUGACAUUUACGGUUUUGAAUCAUUUGAGAGGAAUAGUUUUGAGCAGUUCUCCAUCAAUUAUGCUAAUGAAAGAUUACAACAACACUUCAACCGUCACUUGUUCAAAUUGGAGCAAGAGGAGUACAUUCAAGAUGGCAUUGAUUGGGCAAAAGUUGAUUUUGAAGACAACCAAGAUUGUCUUAAUCUCUUUGAGAAGAAACCAUUAGGGUUACAAUCCUUGCUAGACGAGGAAUCAACCUUUCCGAAUGGCACAGAUUUGAGCUUUGCCAAUAAGCUGAAGCAACAUCUCGAUUCUAAUCCUUGUUUUCGUGGAGAAAGAGGCAAAGCUUUUACUGUACGCCAUUAUGCAGGAGAGGUUAGAUAUGAGACAACUGGUUUUCUCGAGAAGAAUCGGGAUUUGCUUCAUGUGGAUACCAUUCAACUUCUUUCUUCAUGUACGUGCCACCUUCCUCAGGCUUUUGCAUCAAGUCUGCUCAAUCAAUCAGACAAGCCUGUAGUUGGUGCACUGCAUAAAUCUGGUGGUGCAGAUUCACAGAAAUUAAGCGUCACGACAAAAUUCAAGGGUCAAUUGUUCCUGUUAAUGCAACGUCUUGAGAAUACAACACCACAUUUCAUUCGUUGUAUUAAGCCCAACAACUUCCAAUCUCCUGGUACCUACAAUCAAGGACUCGUACUUCAGCAGCUCCGUUGUUGUGGAGUUUUAGAAGUUGUUAGAAUAUCAAGAUCCGGUUUUCCUACAAGAAUGUCCCAUCAAAAGUUUGCCAGAAGGUAUGGGUUCCUUCUAUUAGAUCAUGUUGCAUCUCAGGACCCACUCAGCGUUUCAGUGGCUAUUCUUCAUCAGUUUAACAUUCUACCUGAGAUGUAUCAAGUUGGAUACACUAAAUUGUUUUUUCGAACUGGACAGAUUGGAGUACUUGAAGAUACAAGAAAUCACACACUGCAUGGUAUUCUGCGUGUGCAAAGUUGCUUUAGAGGCCAUCAAGCUCGGUGCCACAUAAAGGAGUUAAGGAGAGGGAUUUCCACCCUACAGUCAUUUAUUCGUGCUGAGAAAACUAGGAAAGAGUACGCAAUCUUAUUACAGAGGCACAGAGCUGCUAUAUCUAUCCAGACGCAAGUCAAAGCCAAGAUUUUCAGGAAAAACCUCAAAAGAUUAAGUGAUGCAUCAACAGUAGUACAAUCAGUUAUUCGUGGCUGGUUGGUAAGAAGAUGCUCAGGAGACAUAGCACUGCUACAAUUUGGUGGACGAAUGGGUAAUGAGACAGAAGAAGUGGUUGUCAAGUCAUUAUUCCUGGCAGAACUGCAGCGGCGUGUACUGAGAGCGGAAGCUGCACUGAGAGUGAAAGAAGAGGAGAACGAUAUACUUCACCAAAGGCUGCAACAGUACGACAAUCGUUGGUCUGAAUAUGAGCUAAAAAUGAAGUCGAUGGAAGAGGUCUGGCAAAAGCAAAUGAGAUCUCUACAGUCGAGCCUUUCUAUUGCAAAGAAGAGCCUUUCUUUUGAUGAUAAUUCUCACCGAAACUCAGAUGCCUCAGUAAAUGGUAAUAACGACGAAAGAGAUUCUUCUUCUAGCUGGGACACAGGCGGGAUUUUGAGAAUUCAUCAAAGUAGUAAUGGAGGAAGAUCAGCAGCUAGUCCUGGCUUGACUGUUAUUAGUCGAUUGGCUCAAGAGUUUGAGCAAAGGAGUCAGAUAUUUGGAGACGAUGCAAAGUUCUUGGUUGAAGUUAAAUCGGGUCAAACUGAGGCGAGUUUGGAUCCAGAUCGCGAACUUCGAAGGUUGAAACAAAUGUUUGAAGGUUGGAAAAAAGAUUACGGAUCAAGACUUAGGGAAACUAAACUCAUUCUCAAUAAGCUUGGCAGUGAAAACGGGUCUUCAGCUGGUAAACCCAGAAAUAAAUGGUGGGGAAGGAUGAAUAGCUCAAGAAUGAAUUAACCAUCCAACCAAAUAAAUGUGUGCAUUAUUAUUAAUCAAGAAUAAAUUAAUAAAUACUUUAUUUACCGAUUCUGUUAUCUGUGCAGAGUUUGUAUAACUCGUAAGGGUGUGUGUCUUGCGGCUAAUUUAUUGACCUGGAUGGAUAUUAUUAGAGUCUUGUGUAAAAUGCUUGUGCAGAAGUUUGUUUGGUUAAAAUGCUGUGCAUUUGUGGCAUUCCAAGUAAAACCAUUUUCUCUUGGUCCAAAUUCAGAUGGUUUGUAAAGCUGUAUCAUAUUAUUAUUUAUUGUGAGAUCAUAACUAACUAAAUAUAUAUAUUGUUUUCGUUUGCA
Messenger RNA from Erythranthe guttata (spotted monkey flower), 4797 nucleotides. Its product is annotated as myosin-1. NCBI's taxonomy places the organism in Eukaryota, Viridiplantae, Streptophyta, Magnoliopsida, Lamiales, Phrymaceae. Gene Ontology annotation, biological process: actin filament organization. Gene Ontology annotation, molecular function: actin filament binding; ATP binding; microfilament motor activity. The record is from RefSeq and is a predicted model, not a curated record. Gene Ontology annotation, cellular component: actin cytoskeleton; membrane; cytoplasm.